Budorcas taxicolor (takin) is the source of this 3097-nucleotide messenger RNA. RefSeq names its product tousled like kinase 1 (gene TLK1). Bases 1 to 2301 code for a protein of 766 amino acids. The transcript is spliced from 21 exons. Gene Ontology annotation, biological process: peptidyl-serine phosphorylation; intracellular signal transduction; chromosome segregation. Gene Ontology annotation, molecular function: ATP binding; protein serine/threonine kinase activity. The record is from RefSeq and is a predicted model, not a curated record. Gene Ontology annotation, cellular component: nucleus. Lineage: Eukaryota; Metazoa; Chordata; Mammalia; Artiodactyla; Bovidae.
AUGAGUGUCCAAAGUAGCAGUGGAAGUUUGGAGGGGCCGCCAUCUUGGUCCCAGCUCUCCACGUCUCCAACCCCGGGCUCGGCGGCGGCGGCCAGGUCCCUGCUGAAUCACACGCCGCCAUCCGGGAGGCCCAGGGAAGGUGCAAUGGAUGAGCUUCAUAGUCUGGAUCCAAGAAGGCAAGAAUUAUUGGAAGCUAGAUUUACAGGAGUUGCAAGUGGGAGCACGGGGAGCACGGGCAGUUGCAGUGUUGGAGCUAAAGCCUCAACAAAUAAUGAAAGCUCUAAUCACAGUUUUGGAAGCUUGGGAUCUUUGAGUGACAAAGAAUCAGAGACACCAGAGAAGAAACAAUCAGAAUCAUCCAGAGGAAGAAAAAGAAAAGCAGAAAACCAGAAUGAAAGUAGUCAGGGAAAAAGUAUUGGGGGACGUGGCCACAAAAUUAGCGACUAUUUUGAAUACCAAGGUGGAAAUGGCUCAAGUCCAGUAAGAGGCAUACCUCCUGCAAUCCGUUCGCCUCAGAAUUCACAUUCACAUUCCACUCCUUCUUCAUCUGUUCGACCGAAUAGCCCUUCUCCUACUGCGUUAGCUUUUGGGGACCACCCUAUUGUACAGCCAAAGCAGUUAUCCUUUAAAAUUACUCAGACUGAUCUUACGAUGCUGAAAUUAGCAGCAUUAGAAAGUAAUAAAAACCAGGACCUGGAAAAGAAGGAAGGUCGUAUAGAUGACUUGCUCAGGGCUAAUUGUGAUCUCAGACGGCAGAUAGAUGAGCAACAAAAGCUACUUGAAAAAUACAAAGAGCGAUUAAAUAAGUGCAUAUCAAUGAGCAAGAAACUGCUUAUUGAGAAGAGUACACAAGAAAAACUGUCAAGCCGAGAGAAGAGUAUGCAAGACAGAUUACGCCUUGGGCAUUUCACAACAGUUAGACAUGGUGCUUCAUUUACUGAACAAUGGACAGAUGGUUUUGCAUUUCAGAAUCUUGUAAAGCAACAAGAAUGGGUGAAUCAGCAAAGGGAAGAUAUUGAAAGGCAAAGGAAACUUCUAGCCAAACGCAAACCUCCCACAGCUAAUAAUUCUCAGGCACCCUCUACCAAUUCUGAAUCAAAACAAAGGAAAAACAAAGCAGUCAAUGGAGCAGAAAAUGAUCCCUUCGUUAGACCAAAUUUACCACAGCUGUUGACUUUGGCAGAAUAUCAUGAACAGGAAGAAAUUUUCAAACUUAGACUAGGACAUCUCAAAAAGGAAGAGGCAGAAAUCCAGGCAGAACUUGAACGGUUGGAAAGAGUCAGAAAUCUUCAUAUUCGAGAGCUCAAAAGAAUAAAUAAUGAAGAUAAUUCACAGUUCAAAGAUCACCCAACGUUAAAUGAAAGAUAUUUAUUGCUCCAUCUGCUUGGUAGAGGUGGCUUUAGUGAAGUAUAUAAGGCUUUUGACCUUUAUGAACAAAGAUAUGCUGCUGUGAAGAUCCACCAGCUUAAUAAAAGCUGGAGGGAUGAGAAGAAGGAAAACUACCACAAACAUGCCUGCAGAGAGUAUAGAAUACACAAAGAACUGGAUCACCCCAGAAUAGUUAAACUCUAUGACUAUUUCUCCUUGGAUACAGAUACGUUUUGUACAGUGUUAGAAUACUGUGAAGGCAAUGACUUGGAUUUCUAUCUGAAGCAACAUAAGUUAAUGUCAGAGAAAGAAGCUAGGUCUAUUGUAAUGCAAAUUGUAAAUGCACUAAGAUAUCUCAAUGAAAUAAAACCCCCUAUUAUACAUUAUGAUCUUAAGCCAGGAAACAUCCUCCUGGUAGAUGGAACAGCAUGUGGAGAAAUCAAAAUCACUGAUUUUGGUCUGUCCAAGAUCAUGGAUGAUGACAGCUAUGGUGUAGAUGGAAUGGAUCUAACUUCCCAAGGGGCAGGCACAUACUGGUAUUUACCUCCUGAGUGUUUUGUAGUUGGAAAGGAACCACCAAAGAUUUCCAACAAGGUUGACGUGUGGUCAGUUGGAGUCAUCUUCUUUCAAUGUCUUUAUGGUAGAAAGCCAUUUGGUCAUAAUCAAUCUCAGCAAGACAUUCUUCAAGAAAAUACGAUAUUAAAAGCCACUGAUGUCCAGUUCCCUGUAAAACCUGUUGUAAGCAGUGAAGCAAAGGCCUUUAUAAGACGCUGUUUGGCAUACCGAAAAGAAGAUAGGUUUGAUGUGCACCAACUGGCAAAUGACCCCUACCUUCUCCCACACAUGAGAAGAUCUAAUUCUUCAGGCAACUUACACAUGGCUGGGCUGACAGCAUCCCCCACACCCCCUUCUUCGAGCAUACUUACUUACUGACUUUCCUCCAAAAUCGGCAUGAUGUCUUUGAAUUGCUUCCAGAUGCACACUUGAGUUUGAGAGCUUUUGAGUGUUUUUGUUGUUUUCUUUUUUACACAGGAUAUGGUUGAGAACUGUUUGUGAACUGAAGUUCUUCAUAGAGUCAUUUGUAUGAGAGUGGAUCAUGGACCCUGAAUAAAUGUACACUUCUGACUGUAACCUUAAGCAGUGAAGGGUGACUGCCUGUUGCACAGAAACAGGAAUACCAUGUUCAAGAAAAGUGGUUUUUGUUGGGGAGGGGAACACUGUAAAUAACGUUUAUAAUACUUCAGUACGUUUGGUUGUUACUCAAGAGUUCUAAUACGAAGGGUAGUUUUUCAUUAUUUAAAAACACAUGGAAAAUGAGACAUAUUUCUAACACAAGAACUAUACAGUGCCUGGAUACAUUAUUCAGCAUUCAGCAGUUUAUCUGCUCUAACCAAAGUAAGAACGGAAUGACAGUGACAGUUGUGUUGUACAGUAACAGGAUGUGAGAGAAUCUCUGGGCAAAGUUAGACUUUGUCAUUUGCCUGGUCUGGCUUUUAGCAGGUUGUACCUUGAAAUCACAUGUCUGCUCUUUUCACUGGUUAUGUUAAAGGGAGAGCUGUUCCUAGAUACUUUAGACCUCUGACAAAGUGCGCUGCUUAUUUUGAGAUCAGUCAGUUGAAGUCACUAAAUUAUGGUAUCUCCAGUGUUCUCAACAUGUUAGAACUGUUAACAGGUAUUUUUAUUUUGUUACCAGGCCUUGUUCAUUCAAAGUGACAAUAUAUAACCAAAU